This is a messenger RNA of Diaporthe amygdali, 1542 nucleotides long. RefSeq lists its product as uncharacterized. Lineage: Eukaryota; Fungi; Ascomycota; Sordariomycetes; Diaporthales; Diaporthaceae. The transcript has a single exon. The coding region runs from base 1 to 1542 and encodes 513 amino acids. The record is from RefSeq and is a predicted model, not a curated record.
AUGCUGACCGAGGCUUCACAGGCGCAUGACCAUGCCAAAGCUGCCUUGGAAGCUACGCAGACCGCCGACUCCACCGUCGCUAUCAACGAGCACACCCUCGCCGCAGGAGAGUUCUCCAACGCCGCAAAGGCCACGUCCAGCGUCGAGGCCCUUCGGACCCUCAGGCUUCUUGAACAACAUCAUCAGAAGCUCUCGGAGCUCAUCAAGUUUUCGGUAGACCAUCCCGGUAAACAUGCGACUUCGGAGAAGCAGGAUACCGAGGCAGGAGAGAAGGCCCCCGCGCACCAAGACGGCUCUGAAGCUCCGUCUGGGACUGUUGCGGGAAGUACAUCAAAGACACCGGCGACCAUACCCGGCUUGACACCACAGCGCCGAUAUCCCCCAUCCCGAGAGCUGUCGUCCUCCAUCGCGAGCAACUUGGCCUCUGCACGGGGCAUCCGUGCCUCACGGUACCGCUUCCAACCACUUGCGCCCAGCGUUUCGAACGACCAAGCCCCCGGAAAUGUCGAUUCGGCCACUCGGAAUAGCGGUUCUCGAACAAAAAUGCAGCACAUGCUCGACAGCAAGACCGGAAAGCCGAAGCCGAGUUGGGUGCCACCGACUCAGCCCCUGUCGCAAAGCUCACGGCCUCCUUUGAUCGAUGAGGCUGUUGAGAACGACUCUGCGCCUGAGAACGCCCCUGCCGAUGAAGGCUUCUCUCGGUUUUACAGCACUUUCGGCAGCAUUAUUAACCGCCUCUCAACACCGUUGGCUUUUGCCGGGCUGCCUCUCAUCACCGAGGAAUCCAACGCGGAGCAGCCCGAACCCGAAGUUUCUCCACAGAAGCGUAACCGUGGCAAGAUUGUACCUCCUCCAGGCGAGGAACCAGACCUGUCCAAGAUCUACUCCAAAGCUGCCUUGCGGGCCGUGCAUCGCGACGGACAUGCCGUGAAUGAUUCGUUCUAUGUCGUGCCCACGAGCGGUCAUACUGUCUCGUAUGCCAAUAUAUUAAACUUUGACCAGAAGGAGAGGAGACGUGCCAUCGCAGCGUCGCUUCACGAUGGUGAUGUCGAGGCGGCUGACGACCCCGAAGAAGAUGAUUUCGUGGAUGCCAGGGAGUCACAGGUGUCCGUCUCUCCGAGCAUCAAACGCCGAGUUGGUAAGAGCCAGACAGAAAGGGAUCUCUACAAUGUCAUCGAGGAGCUCAACACCGAGAAUGCUAGCCUGAAGAGUAUGCUCGACAGGGUCACAAAGCGCUUGCAGCUAUUUGAGGCUAGCGCCCAGCACUCUCGCCUCGCACUGGCGGACAGCAUGCGCAUUGCUAGACCCGGAUCGCCAAUGUCGCAUAGUGGAGGCGCGCAGGGUCAAGUGGUGGAUGAGGCACUCAAGAGGAGGAACCAGGAGCUGGAAGAGGAGUUGCUCACGGCCAGUAAACAGUUUGAGAUGCUUGAGAAGGACAACAAACGGCUCAGACACAAUCUAGACAAGUAUCGCGACAAGUGGGAGUCUUUGAAGGCAGGGGCAAAGGCGCGGAGAGAUGCUGCUCAAUCGACCGACACUUAG